This is a messenger RNA of Sebastes umbrosus (honeycomb rockfish), 2599 nucleotides long. It is a transcript of the gene cstpp1, whose product is annotated as chromosome 4 C11orf49 homolog. Bases 412 to 1131 code for a protein of 239 amino acids. The transcript has 8 exons. Lineage: Eukaryota; Metazoa; Chordata; Actinopteri; Perciformes; Sebastidae. The record is from RefSeq and is a predicted model, not a curated record.
AUCGUGCUGUUUCCAUGGAAGCCCACCAUGUUAGGACCGUGUCCAUGGUUAGGACCAGGACCAGGACCAGUCAGUGCUGUGAUAGCUAGCGGACUCUCCAGGCUACCGGAAUGACAUGUAUUAACUGGUGUACAUAGCUAGCUGUAUAGCUCAUAGAUCACAGCUACACACACACAUGAAGUGUAUAGAUGAUCAUUUCAACGUUAUCUCCUCAAACACGACCACAAUGAGCCGGUUUAAUUCAGCCGUGCCGGAUGACGAGUACCUCGUUUCAGCAGUGUAAAGAACAGUAACCACGUGCUCUUCAGAGAGUAUAAUUACAUCAGGGCUACUCCCCAUAACAGAGCCUCCUUCAUCAGAGUCUUCUGGAGAUGCUACAGACAGAUCGCCAAGAGUGGAGAGUUGGUUUCAAUGCUGGAGUAUAGGUCGCUGCUGCAGUUAUUGUGUCCAGACUUCCCUUUGGAGAUGGUGCAGAGUGCAGCCAGAAUUGUCCUGAUGGAUGACGCCAUCGACUGUCUGAUGUCUUUCUCUGAUUUCCUUUAUGCCCUCCAGCUGCAGUUCUACUACCAAGAGUUCCUGGACAGCGCGCUGAUGAUCUACCAGGAUCUGUUAGCAGGGAAGAGUCCUAACACCGUCAUCGUCCCCACGUCCACCUCCAUCGAGCAGCUCCCCUCCGUGGCUGCAGAGGAGAACGACAAGGAGGAGCAGCAGCAGCAGCAGCAGGACGGAGUGGAACCGUCCACUCUGGCUCAGUGUAUAGAUGCCCUUUGUGACAGGUUCAAACACAGUCAUCCUCCCAGGUCCUGUAUGAGGGAAGUACUGGAACAGACUAACAAAGUCUCUUACUACAGCUUCCUAAUGAGCCUGGCUAAACAUGAGACCAUCAACCAAACUAUUGGAGCGUUACCCAGCAAGGCAGAGUUCCUCAUUGACCCAGAGAUGGAUCAGGAACUGGACAAACUAAUCGCUCAGAUCUCAGUGAGUCCCAGCAGCAACAGCAGUGGCAGUGCGGUGGGGGGGCUAAAGGAGGUGCAGAGGAAGGCCUCCCCCAGGAGGAACAUCCACCACAGGAGGAAGAUGGAGGUGGAAAGCGAUGGUUCCACAGAAGAGACUGACUCCUCUGAAAACUGACCUCUAACCUUUCACCAGUCUGUGACAUGUCACCUACACACUGUGGCUAUUUUCUGUUAUUGUCAUGUUUGAGAAGCCUCUCAGCUAGUGAUGCACCGAUACCAAAUACCAGUAUCGGGUAUCGGGUCCGAUACUGUGCUCAUGUACUCGUACUCGCAAAACGGCUCCGAUACAACGGCACCGAUACCACUUUACAGCAGCGCGACAUUAACCUCUCGUCACCAUCUUUCGGGUCCUCACACUCCACCUCCCUGACGGUGCGGGCGAGACGGACCGGUGGUGUGCCCGACUCUGCUGGACCGGGAUCCCACCUCAGCCGGUGCGCGCCGGCCCUCACUUUCAUUGCGCCUCAGGGUUUUGCUUGCACCCUCUGACUCACGCUUGCGUUAGACUCCUUGGUCCGUGUUUCAAGACGAGUCGGGUGGGUGGCAGACAUCGCCACAGACCCAUGGCGCCUUUUAUGUGGACCGCGGCACAACGUGGUUGGGUUGCAAUGAGGACAGUCCGUCCCGGUCAACAGUCGCAUCAGUCGCAGGGAGCCCCGUCACGGUGCGGCGAGGUCCGGGCGAGGAGCCUUGUUAAGCUUCGGCCGCGAGUCACCUUCAUCCCGAGCCUUUCCAAGCCGACCUAGAGCCGGUCGCGGCGCACCGCCUCGUAUGCGGGACUCCCCAGCCUGCCGUGUGUCGCUCACACCCUCCAGCUGGCUGUUAACGAGGGUCUUUUGGCACAGAGAAGUACUCGUAUCGGUACUCGGUAUCGGCGAGUACCCAAAUGUAAGUACUUUUACUCGAACUCGGUCUGAAAAAAAGUGGUAUCGGUGCAUCCCUACUCUCAGCAUUUAUACUAUACCAUCAUGAAACACCAGAACUCUCCACUAAAAGUGAAACUAAUAAAGUAGAGUUCGGUACUGUAAGUUAGCUGCUUCUUAUUAAGCAAAACAAGGCAGGUUUCAUUGCUAGUUUUACAGAGUGACUGGAAUAAAAGAUGGGGAGGAACCUCUGUCAUAUUGGAGGUGGAAUUAUUGACUGUAAAUGCUUGAUUUUUCAUAAAAAGCUGCACUUGAUGUUCUCAAACCAACCUUACUUAUUAGCUUCUCAUCACACGUUGUGGGUGAAUGUACAGCAUUCCUGCUGCUUUAAAUCUUUCCCUUUAAAGGGCGGCCACAGCACUGGACGUUAACCCUGUAUGUGUCUGGAAGAAAGUAAAAUGUAUUAUAAUAAGCCCUAUAUUGACUGCAAUGGCAGAUACGUGUUCUCUAUGUUUCUCAAUCUGAGUAUUUUAAAGAACAGGGACUCUGAACACAGUGACAGGGAAUGAUUCAUCCUCUCCCCGCCUGUUCGGAACCUACACAGUGAACAGCUCAAGCAUGAACUGUAUUUACAGUGCAAAGUUAUUUAUAACCUUCUAUCGGUGAAAAGAUAAUAAUAAUAAAGAUAAGAUAAGAUAAGAUAAUAAAGAUGUAACUGAA